CAAAAUCAGCUAUUCAAGUUUCAAAAGCUUCAAAACAGGGAAACGGACAUAUAUCCCAAAAGAACGAUUAGACAACUAAAUAGUUAGUGCCAGAAAGUCAUAAAUGACCUGGGGUCGUUAUAGAAGCACUCUAAAUAACAAAAAGAAUCCAUUUACUCAAAAAUGACCUGGAGAAUCAUUAUAUUAUCUUAUCGAUGGUGCGAGAGAUUAAGUUGUUGAUUGUAGCAACAAAUCCAAGAGCAAUUUUGGUUGUGGGUACUGUAUCUCCCAAAUUCUGGAACGCAAUAGUGCGAAGUGAUCCAACAGCGUAUUUGAAUCCUUCAGAACAAGUCAAACUGGAGGCACUACCAAAGGAUAAGGUGCGAAUUCAAGGGGUUCGUAUUGGAUGCAUGAUUUAUUUGACUACAACAACAAUCACAACCGUUUUCCCAAUUAGAUCAGCAUCCAACACAAUUGCUACACCAAUUACAACAGCAGCAAGCACAAUCACUUCCCCAACUUUAGCAACAACAAGCACAACCACUUCUCCAAUUACAAUAGCAAAUAGCACAACUGCUUCGCUAAUUAUACUGGUUGUGGUUGUUUCUGCUGUCGUUGGUAAAGCGGUUGUGCUUGUUGUUGUUGUAACUAGUGAAACAAUUAUGCUUGUUGCUGCUGUAAUUGGGAAAAAAAUUGUGCUUGUUGUUACAGUAAAAUCAAUCACGCGUCCAAUAUGAAACCCUUGCAUUUAUACCUAUAAUUAUGCUUACAGGUAAGUAAAGUGAACAAAUAUAAUGGUCCCAAAAAACUAACAUAAACAGUCUUUUAUAGUUUAUCCUUUGGUAGUGACUCUAGUUUGAGUGGUUUUUCUAAUUCUGAAGGACUCAAAUGCUCUGGUGUAUCACAACAACAAGCACAACCACUUCACCAAUUACAGCAACAAGAAGCACAACUACUUCCCCAAUUACAACAUCUGCUUCUAUAUUGCUUGAUUAGGUACUUGUUGAGAUGACUAAUGGAGGAGUCGACAUGAAUGUCUAAUGUACUGGCCAACUUGAUUCUUUGAUUUUAGAAUUUGAAUGUAUCUAUGAUGUAUGCUUUAUGUCAUUAAAUUAUCAUAGUGUACAUUCAAAUCACUACAUUUACA
This is a messenger RNA of Solanum dulcamara, 1126 nucleotides long. RefSeq lists its product as uncharacterized. The transcript is spliced from 2 exons. The record is from RefSeq and is a predicted model, not a curated record. NCBI's taxonomy places the organism in Eukaryota, Viridiplantae, Streptophyta, Magnoliopsida, Solanales, Solanaceae. Bases 195 to 716 code for a protein of 173 amino acids.